Molecule: messenger RNA, 1099 nt
Organism: Halichondria panicea
Lineage: Eukaryota; Metazoa; Porifera; Demospongiae; Suberitida; Halichondriidae
Exons: 7
Coding region: 144-968 (274 amino acids)
Source: RefSeq, a predicted model, not a curated record
AGGUGGACACACCUUCGUUACAACACGUGGAGGAGCUCAGUGCAGUGUUUGUGCAGCAGCUCUUCUGCUUGUGUCAUAGCUGUGGAGCUGUAGCUAGCUUUAGCCUCUCUCCGACUGCAGCCCUCUAGUCUACUGAAGGAGCAAUGGACGCUCUGCACGCUCACCGACAACCAGGUCAUGAGAUAUUCCACAAGGCUUCUCUGUCCCUUCCCAGCUCCUCCAAACAGAAGAGAAGACCAACACUUGGGAAAACAAUAUCCAGCAGCAGCUCAAAGUCUCUAGCUAAGUCUCGAGAGGUACUGGCUGUGUUGAGAAGCAAGGAUAAUGUGCAGAGCAAGAGUAAAGCAAAGUCUCUCAAGCCAACAAAGAAGUUGCUGCCAGGACAGCGGGACAUGCUCAACAGUGACUUGCAACGUGUCCUUGGUCACCCUCUCACUGACACCGGCACCCAAGAGGCUAGUCAACUCCCACCCAUCACCCCUCAGGCAAUGCCACCAUCUGAUAUCAUUCCUCUGAGGCAUAUCAGUAGCAAUCUCUCUGGGGGACUAGCUACUAACUCUACCUUCCCUAACUCAAACUACCUCUAUUCAGCAAAGGCUGAAAUACGAAAGAUCAUGAAACAAAGCAAUACGGACAUGUACACUCAACUUAGGACCUGCUUUGUUGACCCUAUUGAGAGUAGCCGUCCACUUUAUUAUCGUCUGCUCAAUGGAGAACAUCUCUUGCAGACAACGGAUGAGCUAGACACUGUUCUGGAGGAGCAGUUCCUCAUAGGGCCUAUGGCAAUGGACGAUUCUUCCCCACCGUUUAUGCUUGACUCUCUGAACCUGGAGACAGCCUCUGAUGACUCAAACCCUGACUUCACUGCACUAGAGGAACCACCCAGUGACCUCCUUGACCUCAUGGAUGGAGAGCACGGCUGGAGCCCUGUCAAGAGACCAAAGCUAUUCCCUCAAAAACUAUACUAACACUAAAUUCGUGUGGUGUUGAUUACACCAAUCAAUCAACCAAGAAUCAUUCUGUGUUCAUGUACGUCCAAUAUCUCACUUGCAUUCAAAAUUAACUUCUCAACUGAUUUCAUAAUUAUUUCGUUAAAAUA